GCAUCUCGCAUCGCGACCGUCCAAUCACCUUGCAUCCAACGCUCCUCCCUCACUAUUUAUACCCCUCGACCUUCACCUCCACUCCUCACCCAUACUUCCGCCGAUGGCGAUCUCCAACUCCUCGCUGAUCUUCCCCUCUCUCCUUCUCGCCGUGGCCUUCGCCGCAUCUGCGCUCGUCGGCGGCGGAUCGGCGGCUGCAUUCGCCUGCGGGAGCGGCAGUGCAACCAAGGCGCUGCCGUUCUGCCAGCCGGGUCGCCCGAUCCGGGAGCGCGCGCGCGACCUGAUCGCGCGGCUUACGGUGGCGGAGAAGGUGGCGAUGCUGGUGAACAAUGCGGCCGGGGUCCCGAGGCUCGGCAUCCCUCGCUACGAGUGGUGGUCGGAGGCGCUCCACGGCGUGGCUGUCAGCCCCGGCGUCCAUUUCGGCGGCGACUACCCCUCCGCCACUAGCUUUCCGCAGGUCAUCUCCUCCGCCGCCACCUUCAAUGCCUCCCUCUGGGAGCUCAUGGGCAAGGUAGUGUCAGAUGAAGCGCGGGCGUUGUACAACAGCGGAAGGGCGGGGCUCACGUACUGGAGCCCCAAUGUGAACAUCUAUCGGGACCCGCGGUGGGGCCGCGGCCAGGAGACCCCCGGCGAGGACCCUGCUGUCUCCGCCCGUUACGCCGCCGCCUACGUCCGCGGCCUCCAGCAGCCCUCCGGCGGCAACCGCGGCCUCUCCCGCCUCAAGGUCGCCGCCUGCUGCAAGCACUACACCGCCUACGACCUCGACAACUGGAAAGGCUACGAUCGCUUCCAUUUCAACGCUAAGGUGAGCAAGCAAGAUCUGGAGGACACGUACAAUGUGCCCUUCAAGGCAUGCGUGCUCGACGGCGGAGUGGCGAGCGUGAUGUGCUCCUACAAUCAAGUUAAUGGCGUCCCCAGCUGCGCCGAUCCCAACCUCCUCCGCAACACCAUCCGCGGCCAAUGGAGGCUCAACGGCUAUAUCGUCUCCGACUGUGACUCAGUCGGCGUCUUCUACAACGCGCAACACUACGGCUCCAGACCCGAAGACGCCGUCGCCUACGCGCUCAAAGCCGGGUUGGACUUGGACUGCGGGCCGUUCCUGGCGCAGUACACGGAGAACGCGCUGAGACAGGGCAAAGUGAGCGAGGCAAACAUCGACUCCGCGCUGACGCACACUGUGGCUGUGCAGAUGAGGCUCGGCCUGUUCGAUGGAGAAAAUCAGCCGUUCCGUGACAUCGGUCUGAGCGAUCUGUGCUCCAAUUCGCACCGGAGUCUCGCACUCGAGGCCGCACGCCAAGCUAUUGUUCUGCUCAAGAACCGAGCCAAGACGCUCCCGCUAUCACCCUCCCGCCUACGAACGGUCGCCGUCAUCGGCCCCAACUCGGAUGCCACUACCACCAUGAUCGGAAACUACGCCGGCAUUCCUUGUGCGUACACAAGCCCGCUGAAGGGCAUCGCUAGCUACGCGAGGACGGUCCAUGCGGUGGGAUGCACCAGCGUCGCCUGCGCUGGGGAGCAGCCCGUCGACGCCGCGGUGGAGGCGGCAAGGCAUGCCGACGCGGUCGUUCUGGUGGUGGGCCUUGACCUGUCAAUUGAGGCCGAGGGGCGGGACCGUUUCGACCUCCUUCUUCCUGGCCGGCAGCAGGAGCUGAUCACGGCGGUAGCCAAGGCUUCCAAAGGUCCCACCGUGCUCGUCCUCAUGAGCGGCGGCCCCCUCGAUGUCUCCUUUGCUGAGGCAGAUCCCAAUGUCGACGCCAUCCUCUGGGCCGGCUACCCCGGCCAGGCCGGCGGCGCCGCCAUCGCCGACGUCAUUUUUGGCGCGCAUAAUCCAGGCGGUAAACUGCCGGUGACGUGGUACCCUCAAUUCUACGUAGACAAAGUCGCAAUGACCGACAUGGCCAUGCGGCCCAACCCUUCCACAGGCUAUCCAGGCCGGUCGUACAGAUUCUACAGCGGCCCGGUGGUGUACCCCUUCGGCCACGGCCUGAGCUACAGCGUGUUCACUCACUCGCUGGCCCUUGCUCCGUCCCGGCUCUCGGUUCGGCUGGCAGGCACCCAAACCAAUCCGCUCAACUCCACCACCAACCGGGCGGUCCGGGUCAAACAUGCCCAAUGCAACGGCCUCGCCGUUCCCGUCCACGUCGACGUAACCAACGCCGGCGAUCGCGACGGCGCUCACGCAGUGCUAGUGUAUUGGCGCCCGCCGGCCGGGCACGCGGCCGCCGCCAGGCAACUGGUCGCGUUCGAAAAGGUGCACGUGGCUGCCGGGGAGCGGGUGAGGGUGGCCCUGGGCCUCGACGUGUGCACGGAUCUCACGGUGGCGGACGUCUACGGGGUCCGACGAAUUCCCCUGGGGGACCACAGCUUUGAGAUCGGCGAGUUGACGCACACCUUGUCGUUGCAGGGCGACUCGUUGCAGUGGUAGGGGAGACUGCAAGAUGAGUGGCGGUUUAGAUAAUUUGCCUCGAAGGUGAAGGGCGCGGGAUCAGAUUGCCAAUUCUUGUUAAAUCGUUCGUGUCGAUUGCAAAAUUAAGCACAUAUAUAGCGAAGUAAGAUUGUUUG
Zingiber officinale is the source of this 2562-nucleotide messenger RNA. RefSeq names its product beta-D-xylosidase 1-like. The record is from RefSeq and is a predicted model, not a curated record. Gene Ontology annotation, biological process: xylan catabolic process; arabinan catabolic process. The transcript is spliced from 6 exons. The coding region runs from base 104 to 2425 and encodes 773 amino acids. Lineage: Eukaryota; Viridiplantae; Streptophyta; Magnoliopsida; Zingiberales; Zingiberaceae. Gene Ontology annotation, molecular function: alpha-L-arabinofuranosidase activity; xylan 1,4-beta-xylosidase activity. Gene Ontology annotation, cellular component: plant-type cell wall.